Molecule: messenger RNA, 1608 nt
Organism: Penicillium soppii
Lineage: Eukaryota; Fungi; Ascomycota; Eurotiomycetes; Eurotiales; Aspergillaceae
Product: FAD-binding oxidoreductase
Exons: 3
Coding region: 1-1608 (535 amino acids)
Molecular function (GO): FAD binding
Source: RefSeq, a predicted model, not a curated record
AUGCGUUUCUCGAGCCUUGUUGGCGGCCUAACUGCUAUCGGAGGAGUCGCCCUCGCCACUACAGUCGAAUCAGAUAAUUUCAAUGUGGUCAGCGCAUUGCAGGAUCUAGGAGUAGAUGUGGCUAGAAUCCCAGCAUUGGAGUCAUUUUCUGAAAGCCAGUCGUGGUCAACAGAAACAGCGUGUUCUAUUGCUUGUUCAAGCUUGAGCUUUUUGUUUGGUUCUAAAGUUUCAGCCCAGAAUAGUGCUGGAUACAGUAAUUUCACUGGUUCAUUUUGGUCAGUUCAACAAGAAGAGGUCCAGCCUCAUUGUGUUUUCCGGCCGACCGUGAAUACCGAUGUCAGCACUGCAGUCCUGCUUUCCCGAUUCACUGGCUGUCAUUUUGCAGCUAGAAGUGGGGGGCAUGCUGCAUUUGCCGGUGCCUCGAGCAGCCCCGGCGGUAUUAGCAUUUGGUUCAAGGAUAUGAAUGAGGUUACCCUGAACAACGACAGAUCGGUUGCUUCUAUUGAGCCUGGAAAUAACUGGCUAUCUGUCUACUCUGCGCUCGAGCCCUAUGGCCUGGCUACUAUCGGUGGCCGUGCGGCUAGCAUUGGAGUCGGCGGUUUUGUUCUCGGUGGUGGAAUCUCUUACCACUCCAACCUGUACGGGUGGUCUUGCGACAAUGUUCAAAGCUUCGAGCUUGUCACUGCGAGUGGUUCGAUCAUCAAUGUUAGCGAAAAAUCUUUCUCUGACCUGUACUGGGCCCUGCGAGGUGGUGGCAACAACUUCGGUCUUGUCACCAAAUACAACCUUUAUACCAUCCCUGCACCCCAAAUGUAUGGAGGAUCUAGAACAUUCCUCCAAACUGAAUUUACUGAUGUUGUGAAUGCCUGGAUCAAUGUUGUCAACAACGCCAGUGUGGACGGUCAUGCUCAGCAAUAUGUUGCAUUCGUACAAACCGGUGGAAUGAACAUCGCCUCAGCUGAGUUGACUUACACAAAGAACGACUCAAAUCCUGAGAUUUUCAAGCAAUAUCGCAAUAUCCCCGCGGUUUCCGAUACUUCAAGCUCAAAGUCCCUCGUCGAGUAUGUGAAAUAUUUGGAGACCUCCAAUCCCUUCGGUCUUCGCGAAGUCUACUGGCCAAUUUCAGUCCAAUUGAACGAGGACUUCUCCAACUGGGUCGUGGAUACUUUCUACUCGAUGAUUCCCCAGGUGGCUAAUGUCAGCGGCGCUCUACCAGCCCUUGUUUAUCAAGGAAUUACGGAACCGAUGCUCAAGAAAAUGUCCAAAAGGGGUGGUAACGCACUCGGUCUCGACUAUUCUAACGGACCUGUUCAUCUCAUGCACAUUUCCUGCUGGUGGACCAAUGAGUCCGAUGACGCGACCAUUUACGCCUUUGUCAACAGCUUCUGGGAGAAAGUGCUAGCCCAGGCUAAGAGCAUCGGUGUCUACAACGAGUAUAUCUAUAUGAAUUACGCUAGCAUGUUCCAGGACCCCAUUUCUGGAUAUGGCACUUCCAACAAGGCUCGGUUACAGAAGAUUGCCAAGAAGUAUGAUCCGGAACAGAUCUACCAGACUCUCCAACCGGGAUACUUCAAGCUCGAGGGUGCUCCUGUUACUGGAUCCUUCUAA